Elaeis guineensis (African oil palm) is the source of this 3368-nucleotide messenger RNA. The record is from RefSeq and is a predicted model, not a curated record. NCBI's taxonomy places the organism in Eukaryota, Viridiplantae, Streptophyta, Magnoliopsida, Arecales, Arecaceae.
GACCUCAUCUACUAAUCUGAUCGAUGCAAAGCCGACUUCUCUCUCCAUCAUUUUUUCUCGAUCCAUCGCGAAGGCAGAGGGGCGGAGGGAGAGUAGAGCGAACCAGGCGGGAAAGAAGCCCCUGCUCAAACUCUACGAACCCUAACCCUAGCUCUGGGAGGGAGAAGGAUCUUGGUGCUGGCGGGGGCAAUGGAGCUCCAGAACACGGUGAAGGAGGCCCUGAGCGCACUCUACCACCACCCCGACGACACCGUCCGCGCCCGCGCCGACCGCUGGCUGCAGGACUUCCAGCACACGAUUGACGCCUGGCAGGUUGCUGAUAAUUUACUUCAUGAUGCUAGCAGCAAUAUGGAAACUCUUAUUUUUUGUUCUCAAACACUUAGAAGCAAGGUACAACGGGACUUUGAAGAGCUGCCUUCGGAAGCAUUUCGUCCUUUACGUGAUUCUUUAUAUACGUUGCUAAAGAAACUUAGCAAAGGACCUCCUAAAGUUAGAACACAGAUUUGCAUUGCAGUCGCUGCUUUGGCUGUGCAUGUAUCUGUAGAAGAUUGGGGAGGUGGUGGCAUUGUUAGUUGGUUAAGCAAUGAGAUGAAAGCUCAUCCUGAAUAUAUCCUGAGUUUCCUGGAGCUGCUCACUGUCUUGCCACAGGAAGCUUUCAGUCACAAGAUCGCAGCUCGGCCAGAAAGGCGUCGCCAAUUUGAGAAGGAACUUAUUUCAUCGGCUGAAGUUGCUCUUGGCCUCUUGACUGCUUGUCUAGGGUUUGAUGAAUUGAAAGAGCAGGUUUUGGAGGCUUUUUCUUCGUGGCUUCGUCUAAGCCGUGGGAUUUCUGCAACAGUCCUUGCUUCGCAUCCUCUGGUGCAUGCAGCCCUGUCAUGCCUGAACUCUGAGCGACAUCUGGAGGCGGCUGUAAAUGUCAUAUCUGAAUUGAUACAUCAUACUGUAUCUGUGAGUUCUGGUGGUCUUCCUGCACAGAUGCCCCUAAUUCAUGUUCUUGUACCUCGUGUCAUGAGUCUCAAAGAUCAGCUUAGAGACUCUUCUAAGGAUGAAGAAGAUGUGAAAGCCAUUGCUCGCUUGUUUGCAGACAUGGGGGAUUCUUAUGUAGAGUUGAUUGCAACUGGUUCUGAUGAAUCAAUGUUAAUAAUACAAGCAUUACUAGAAGUUGCUUCACACCCUGAGUAUGAUAUUUCUUCCAUGACUUAUAACUUCUGGCACAUUCUUCAGGAUAAUUUGACCAGAAGGGACUCCUAUUCAUCUUAUGGAUCUGAGGCUGAGGCAGAAAGGAGCCGGAGGUUACAUGUUUUUCACUCACCAUUUGAAAUGCUAGUGUCUCUGGUUAGUUUCCGAGUUGAGUAUCCACAUGACUAUGAGGACCUUUCUGAAGAGGACCACAGGGAUUUCAAGCAUACCAGAUACGCGGUCAGCGAUAUACUCAUUGAUGCAACUGCAGUUCUUGGAGGAGAACCAACACUUAAGAUUCUCUUCAUGAAGCUUGUACAGGCUGUUAGAAAUUGCAGUGAUGGUGAAAACUGCAAAUGGCAGCCUGUGGAGGCAGCUCUAUUUUGUAUCCAGGCUAUAGCUAACUCAGUUUCAAAUCAAGAAGCAGAAAUACUGCCCCAGGUUAUGACAUUACUUCCAAAGCUUCCUCCUCAACCGCAGCUGCUACAGACAGUAUGUUCUACCAUUGGAGCAUAUUCAAAAUGGAUAGAUGCUGCUCCAGUUGAACUUUCAAUCUUGCCUCCAGUGGUUGAUGUUCUUACUAGGGGCAUGAGUGCAUCAGAGGAUUCUGCAGCUGCUGCUGCUCUUGCAUUCAAGUAUAUAUGUGAAGAUUGCAGCAAGAAGUUCUGUGGGUCGUUGGAUGGUCUUUUUCAUAUCUAUCAUAUAGCAAUCAGUGGGGAAGGAGGCUAUAAAGUAUCUUCUGAUGAUUCCAUGCACUUAGUGGAAGCAUUGAGUGUCGUUAUUACGGAAGUCCCUCCAGAACAUGCCAAAAGAGCGCUGGAGUUACUAUGCCUACCAGCCAUUAAUCCAUUACAGGAAAUAACUAAUCAAGGUGGAGUAUCUCUGCAACAAGUUCCUGCACGGCAGCUUACUAUUCACAUUGACCGGCUUGCAUGCAUUUUCAGGAAUGUAAAUCUUCCAGAAAUUGUAGCGGAUGCAAUUCAGAGGUUUUGGGCAGUCUUUAAAGCUAUCUUUGAUCAUCGUGCUUGGGACAUGCGGACAAUGGAGUCUCUGUGCAGUGCUUGUAAAUAUGCUGUGAGAACAUGUAAAAGGUACAUGGGAAUCACCAUUGGUGCUAUGCUAGAAGAAGUUCAAACAUUGUAUCAGCAACACAAUCAACCUUGCUUCCUUUACCUGUCCAGUGAAGUUAUAAAGAUAUUUGGGUCGGAUCCAUCUUGUGCAAGUUACCUUAGAAGUUUGAUUGAAGCACUUUUCAGUCACACAACAAGGCUCCUCAAGUCAAUUGAAGAGUUCACAGCUAGACCAGACAUAGCUGAUGACUGUUAUUUGUUGGCAUCGAGAUGUAUUCGCUAUUGCCCCGAUUUAUUUGUUCCUUCUUCUAUAUUUCCGUCAUUAAUUGACUGUUCAAUGAUUGGGAUAACCAUACAGCACAGAGAUGCUUGUAAAUCCAUAUUGACAUUCUUAUCUGAUGUCUUUGAUCUUGCAAACUGCUCUGCUGGAGAAAAGUACCAAUCGAUUAUAAAUGGUGUAAUACUUCCUCGUGGUGCAAGUCUCACCAGAAUCUUGAUUGCCUCUUUAACUGGAGCACUUCCAUCUUCACGACUGGAGGAGGUAACGUAUGUGCUAUUAACCCUAACGAGAACAUAUGGGGACAAGGUGCUUUUGUGGGCGAAGGAAAGCAUUUCGCUAAUACCACCUACGGCCAUAACUGAGGCUGAAUGUUCAAGCUUCCUAAAGGCUCUAUCAGAUGCAGCAUCAGGAUCAGAUACUGCUGCUCUCACUGAUACACUUGAGGAGCUCUCGGAUGUUUGCCGACGCAACAGGACAGUCCAAGACAUUGUUCAGGGAGCUCUAAGGCCGCUUGACUUGAACUUCACUGCUGUGUCCUGAUUCUGGAGAAGAUGGCCCAUCCAAAGGCCAGACUAAGGGCAGCUUAGCUAGUGCCUGAGCCCUUGUGUUCGUGUAUGAUUAUAUAUACUGAAUUUUGUAGUGAGUUAAAUGAGUUUGUUGUGCUACAUUUGAAUUGUUGCGUUGCGUCCAGCUCCUUGUUUUUUCGUCAGGAGUGGCUCAGCUGUUUUGAGUUGCAAUUCUUUACGCGUUUCCCAGGUCAAUGUACAUUGUUGUGUGUAUUCACAUUGGUAUAGAGCGUUUCUAGACAUAUUUUCUUCAAUAAAAAAGAAAACAUUUUGAUC